Molecule: messenger RNA, 1591 nt
Organism: Scatophagus argus
Lineage: Eukaryota; Metazoa; Chordata; Actinopteri; Scatophagidae
Gene: ftsj1
Product: FtsJ RNA 2'-O-methyltransferase 1
Exons: 11
Coding region: 337-1281 (314 amino acids)
Biological process (GO): cytoplasmic translation; tRNA methylation
Cellular component (GO): cytoplasm
Molecular function (GO): tRNA methyltransferase activity
Source: RefSeq, a predicted model, not a curated record
UGUCACGUGUGUUGUUUACUAUAAAUGCGUAUACGUCUAACGCAGAGACGUUCACUGACCUGACCCUGAACAAUAAGCUCCGACGGUCAUGAAAUACACCGUUUCUUUUGCACGUCACGCCAAACCCCAUUUAAAAGGUGAAUUAACCACGUUAAGCGGUCUACAACACGAUAGCAGUGGUCUUUAGUUACAACUAAAUGUAUGCUCAAAAUCAGUUCGAAGUGCUCUUCAAUACGGCUCACACCGAAUCAACCAAACACCGCUGACUGUCGUGAUAUCUUAGUCAUCUCACAAUCGUUCAUGGUGGUGAUCGGUCAAUAGGACUCGGAGGUCAGGAUGGGUCGCUCCUCCAAAGACAAGCGGGACAUUUACUACCGUCUGGCCAAAGAGGAGGGCUGGAGAGCGAGGAGCGCCUUCAAGCUGCUGCAGCUCGAUCACGAGUUCAGCCUGUUCUCAGGUGUGAACAGAGCAGUGGAUCUGUGUGCAGCUCCUGGCAGCUGGAGUCAAGUCCUCAGUCGGAAACUCAGAGGGCCGGAGGAGAAAGGCGAGCAGGUGAAGAUCGUGGCAGUGGACCUACAGGCCAUGGCUCCUCUGCCAGGAGUCACUCAGAUCCAGGGAGACAUCACCAAGGUGUCGACGGCACAGGAGAUAAUUCGUCAUUUUGAGGGUGAGCCGGCCGACCUGGUGGUGUGUGACGGAGCUCCAGAUGUGACUGGACUCCAUGAUGUGGAUGAGUACAUCCAGGCUCAGCUCCUAUUGGCUGCUCUGAACAUCACGACUCACGUCCUGAAACCUGGAGGGACGUUUGUAGCCAAGAUCUUCAGAGGUAAAGACGUGACUCUGCUUUACUCUCAGCUGAAGAUCUUCUUCACUGGUGUGACCUGCGCCAAACCCCGCAGCAGCAGGAACUCCAGCAUUGAGGCCUUCGUGGUGUGUCAGAAUUACUCCCCUCCUGAGGGUUACGUCCCCAACAUGUCCAACCCUCUGCUGGAUCAUUCCUACGAUGUGGACUUUAACCAGUUAGAGGGUCCAAACCGUGUCAUCGUUCCCUUCCUGGCGUGUGGAGAUCUCAGCGCCUUCGAUUCGGACAGGACUUACCCUCUGCAGCUGGAUGCUGGUAAACAGUAUCAGUACACACCCCCCGCCCAGCCGCCCAUACGACCCCCCUACGAGCAGGCCUGCCACCUCCGCAAAAACAACCUGCUCUCCAGAGAGGACGCUCUGUCCAACUGUCCCAGCCAGAGCCAAGACGAGACGGAGCCACCGGCCGAGUCCUCCUGAUCCGUCUGACUGCUGCUAAUUGGUGGAAAACAAAAAACAGGAGAAAGAGGACAUUGUUAUCAUGAAAGGACGGGGAAGGUUCUUCUGUCUGAUGAGACCCCGGACGCCAGUUUCUUCUCUGUGGGUCCACCACCGAGACAGGACCAGGACAUGUUUAGCCUACUGAUGUUGUUCCAGUCGGGUGAUGCAUGUUUUUAAUGUUUUGGCUGAUUUUUAUGUGGAAUACUUUGUGACAGACCCUUCAUCUGUCAAACUGAGGAAGUGUAAACAUUUUAUAUUUUAAAAAUAAAGAUCGUUUCUUGGAGGAAAA